Molecule: messenger RNA, 2674 nt
Organism: Striga asiatica
Lineage: Eukaryota; Viridiplantae; Streptophyta; Magnoliopsida; Lamiales; Orobanchaceae
Source: the annotation of a GenBank genome assembly
CGCAUUGCUAGUAUUUUUUUAAUGUACUUUCUUGAAAUUCUUCGACACAAUUUCAGUGAGCAGCAUCAUUUCAUUUUGGUUCAAUUUUUGAUCUCCUCAUUCUCUCUGUGCUCCCCCUGGCUCUCCAUGGCCAUGGCGUCAAUAAAUUUCGUGGUACCACUCCCUUUCCUUAAUUAAUGUGCCGCAGGAAAAUGGAGGCGCUAUCCAGAGCUAGGACAGCCAUCAAUUCCGCUGCUGCUAAAGCGGAGAAAGUCUUCACAGACAUCAAAAAGUCUGAUUCUGCCACUCAUCGUCAUUUGGAUAAACGAUCGCCAGGGUCAUCAACGCCAGAGACCCCGAAGGACACGGAUGAAUCGAAGGAUUCCCAUGAAGCAAAAAUUAAGGGAGUGAGACCAAGGCCAAUAAAGACCAAGGCAGAUUGGCAUGAAAGAUUUAGGAACAUAAGAAUAGGGAAAAGAGGAGCGGAGGAUUCCGAGAAGCCUGACCAUUCAACAAUGGCUUAUGCAAUUUUUGAUGAGAAUUUAUACAUGAUGGGUGAGAGAGAAUUCUCAAAUUCUAAGGAUGCAGAAGAGGGAGCUGCAGGGGAAGGCUCCAAAACUGUCAACAAGGAUAUUAUUCCAUCAUCAGCAAUUGUUAAACAGUUGGCUAUAGCAGUCGAAGCUGGAGUCAACUACAGCUCCAUGAAAGAGCUCCUUGUGUCUUCAAGAGGGUCUUCACCCAUCAGAGAGAGGGCUAGCUUAAGCUUUUCAGCAAUGAAAUCACUAGUGCUUCGUGAGAAAGAUGAUAAGUUGACCAAUGAGUUUGGAGGUGAUGAAAAGGUACUCGCAGAAGGGCAUUUUACCGGAAGGGCUGUGUUUGGUCCAGAAUUGCAGGCGAAUGCGACAUUUUUACUUAAAGAUAUCCACGGUGCUCCCAUUGAAAGUUUUGUGGUUAAACUCUCCGAAGCAGUUGGUUUCUUAAAGACCCUGCGGAAAAUGGCGGCAUUUUGGGCCAGGGUUGUUGCUGAACUAAGAAGACUUUGGUAUGAAGAGCAAUAUAUUCCUGGGAUCCCAACAGAUGAUAUCCCGGACCUGAAUUCAUGCCUGUUAUAUCAGCAGUUACAGGUUAUUAACUGCUGCAUUUCCAGAAAAAAACGACAUACUGCUGCUGUUGAAUCGCUAGAAUCUGUUACGGUCCGAGCAAUCUCAAAAUCCGAGGGUUCUUUAGAUUCCAGUAGCACACUUCCCUUGGACCCUUGUUUAUAUGCUAAAACUAAGUCUGGAGAACGCGUGCUACGAUUAGGAGCCGACAGAGAAUGCGAAAACUUGACGAUGCUAGAAACUGGAGAACCUGUCUAUUCACCUGUUUUGCAGGAACCACCUUUGCUCACCGAAGAUCUUAUCAAGGAGACAGAGGAGUUUGUGCUGAGAACUGGAAGUGUUGGAGCAGGAUGCUCCCAACUGCUUUCGGACAUGCAGGCAUUCAAGGCAGCAAAUCCAGGUUGCAUAUUGGAGGAUUUCGUAAGAUGGCAUUCUCCUCCUGAUUGGAUGGAAAAUGAAACUUCCAAUGAUACAGAUGAUAUCAGUGAUGGGAGCGACUUGUCGAUUGUUAAAGGUCAACUGAGUAUGCGAAUGCAAAAAGAAGGCAAUUUAUGGCGUGAACUGUGGGACACGUCGAAGCCAGUACCAGCUGUCAGACAAUCCCCUCUUUAUGAUGAAGACCUGGCUGUGGAAGGUAUUUUAAAUCAUCUGGAUGAAAUCUCACCAUCUGAGCUUUUUAAGCAGCUCUUUGUUGCUGCUUUGGGCUCCGGAUUAGUAAUUGCGGAAGCCACCCUCUCCACAAAUUCGAGUCUGUCAAGUUUUUUCGACGAAUGCAAGAACUACAUUGUCCUCACUUGUCAAGGCGACACCUGGAUGGAGAAACUCGAUGAUAUAUGUCAGGUUUACGAAACGGUGGAGACUAUGGUUCUAAAUCAAGACGAAGCAAUUAAAAUCACUGUACAGCCAGAAGAAAUCUCACCUGCCGAUGAAAUGAAAAACCGUUUCAAGAAACUUAGCUUAAUCUUUGGCGGGAAAAAUAAAUCUUCAUCUAAGGCCGUACCUUCUAAGAGCUUGAAGGAUAGUAAUACGGAGGAUAGUCCCGUGCGCCAGCCCUUGUCGUCAAUAUUUUCAAAGAAGCCUCCUAAGCCAAUUGCCUCUCCUUCAGAUAAUAAGACUUGCGGUUCAGUUGAUAAUGAUUGGACAAUUGUAUAAUUACAUGAAGAACUGUAUAUUGCUUUGUGAGAGCAUCUGCAAAUUUCUGAGUCAUCAGUUUUUCCAGAGAGUUGGGAAAGAGGAGAAUUGGGUGACCCAUUAAAUGGAGCAAUUGGUUUUUCUGGGACAUUGGUGUGGGGCAAACUAACUCUACAACGAAUUUUAUACAUAAUUUAAGGAGGCUCGGUCCUUUUGCUGCAAUUUUUCCCCUUGUACAUUUUAUCUUAAAGUAGGGGAAGUUGUCUCCGAGUAAGACGGAUACUAAUCGAUAAGAAAGUAGUAAUAAGUAUGCUUUAGAACUAGUGAGAAUUCCGUGUGAUGCACGGGGUUUCCGUACUUUAGAAUUUUUUUUUAAAAAAUUUUAUUUUCAUAAUAUAGUGUGAUGCACGGGGUUUCCGUACUUAAGAACUUUUUUUUUAAAAAAAUUUUAUUUUCAUAAUAUA